Hyalella azteca is the source of this 1690-nucleotide messenger RNA. It is a transcript of the gene Vta1, whose product is annotated as vacuolar protein sorting-associated protein VTA1 homolog. NCBI's taxonomy places the organism in Eukaryota, Metazoa, Arthropoda, Malacostraca, Amphipoda, Hyalellidae. The transcript has 6 exons. Gene Ontology annotation, cellular component: multivesicular body. The record is from RefSeq and is a predicted model, not a curated record. Gene Ontology annotation, biological process: late endosome to vacuole transport via multivesicular body sorting pathway. The coding region runs from base 238 to 1056 and encodes 272 amino acids.
AGAACAUCAAAAAUUGCUGCUAUGAAGCCAUUGUAGUUGAUGAACUUUAUUAUCGAAGUUAGUUAUUAAAGCAUCUGCAGAUUUUAAAGUUAAUAUCACUUCAGACCAAAGAUGCUGCCAAAGAUGUAAAUCUUAUCCCAGUUUUUGCCACCAGGAGUUAUCAAAUAUUGUCAUUAAUUUUUCUCUAUUGUUCCUAUCUAUAACACUGCUCCUCUUGUCCAUCUCAAAUCUAGGAAAAUGUCUGGAAAUAAUUUACUAGCAUGUCCUCCUCAGCUCAAGGCUAUUCAGCACUAUCUCAAAUUGGGAGUUGACUAUGAAGGCAGGGAGCCUGUGAUCACUUAUUGGGCUAGACUGUACUCUCUACAGACGGCACUCAAGAUUGAUAAGAAAUCUCCUGAAGCUCGCACACUCCUGGCUGGUCUUAUGGACUGGCUGGAGGCAUUUAAAAAAAACAACCAUGACAAUGAAGCCAUCUCCAGUGAUGUUGCUGGCCAGGCUCUGCUAGAAAAUGAGGCCAACAAACUUUUCAUGUUUGCUGAUUCAAAUGACAGGGCUGGCAACUUUAACAAGAAUGUAGUGAAGAGCUUUUACACAGCUGGCGUGAUACUGGAUGUAUGCGAUGUGUUUGGUGAGCUCAGUGAAGAAGUUCUGGCACAGAGAAAGUAUGCUAAAUGGAAGGCCACCUACAUUCACAACUGCCUCAAACAAGGCCAAACUCCUAUACCAGGACCCAUAGGAGGUGAUGAAGAUGGUCCCACAACGGGAGAUGAACUUGGUUUCACAGUGCCUCAAGGUCCAGCACCCAGCUCCGAACAGACCUCGACCUACAACCCUCCUGUCUUGCCCACACAGCCUAGUCUGCCUCCCGUGGCUGCCUCGUCUCCUGCUCACGACACUCAGCCUGCAGCCAGCAAGUGUCCCGUAUCUGCAGCAGACAUCAAGAUGGCGCGCAAGCACUGCAAGUGGGCGGAUAGUGCACUUGACUACGAGGAUAUCACCACGGCUGUAGAAAACCUUACCAAAGCCUUACAAUUGCUUAAAGGUAACCUCUCUUAAAAGAGGCGCAUGGUGUUGGGUCAGAUGGAAGAAUGUGGGCCGCUUCUAAGAAUUUCAACGGAAAAGCAAGUAAUGAGAUUUUCGAGUUCUCGAUUGAAGUGCAUUAUUUCUUAGUCAUUAUUCAACCUUGUAAAAUGAUGCCGAGUAACCGACUUGACCGAAAUAAGAACUGAAAUGGAAAUAGACGAAUGUAACUAGGGUGGACGAUAGGCAGCGGCCACAACGGCCAUUUGCCAUUUAUUACUAGAGGCAACAUGAAAUACCAGAAUUCAACUGCAUUUCAACAGCACAGUUCUAGUCUUGAACAAGAAUCUGUGAAAAGCUUCAUGAAUAAAAUCCAUGGCUUUGAAGAAAAUUUAGUAAACAUGAUCUCUUUUUAUACGAUUUGCAUGCAGAUUGAUUGUGGUCGUAGUUGAUAGAUAAAAUUACAAACUUUUGAAGCCCCUGAAUAUGACGUAACACAGUGAAUUAUUUCUGAAAUGCUAGAAUCAUUGUGACUUUCAUUGUGACCGUGAUUGCGAUUGCUAAUAGUAAUAUUAGUUAUAACUAAUCUUAAGCACAUAUACGUAAUUUUUUACGUUUGCGUUAGAUAAGUGCCGUCUGGAUAAUAUAUUAAAUACAGAAGAUGCAUAUU